AAGACUACCUGUCGUAUCCGACCGCCGUCGACGUGAAGAUGGAAGGACAAGGGACGUUGAAGUAUCCCGGAAUCACUUUCUGCGUUACAAACUGGUUGGACAGGGAAAAGUUUUGCGAGAGAUAUGAAUCGGCAUGCAACUUUUCGGACCCCGAUUGGAGAGAGCAAGUCCUUUACAUACUGGAGACCGAGGGCCACCUGGAGGACUUGGCGAUCUCUUCAGCCGAUUAUGUUCAGUUCGGAUUUGUCAACCCGACGUCGUACUUUGUGGAAACCUACGUCAAGAGGGAGUCUGUGCGGUUGUCUUUCUCCAAGCUGCCGAAGCACAUGUGCUGCACAAUCAAUUGGAGAGCGGACGAGAUCAUGAAAUUUGUGCAUCAAAAUCCGCUGAUAUUCGAGGCUAAGCUGCUGUUCUUCUGGGAGCCAGAGAGCAUAAUCGUCAUGGAUGAGUAUGAGAUGGACAUUGGGUUCCACGACGUUGACGCCACUACGGCCGGACAGAAACACGCUAUCGUGGUUCAGCCUUCUGGGGAAUAUAUUUUUUCGCUCGAACAGAGGGUAGUCAACUACCUUCCUGCUCCUUAUGACACAAUGUGCACAGACUACUACAGCAGAGGCUUAAACAGCUUGUCCUCCUCGCUUUACACUAAAGAGCUCUGUUACGAGGAAUGCAAGGUAGAUGUGAUCCAGCAAAACUGCAACUGCAUAUUGAAGGACUACGUCUUCAGGCACCGUAUCAACGGCACUGUCUGUUCGCAAUUCGAAACAGAUAUAUGUGUCCGAGGAAGUCGGAGGCACGUCAUGAAGGUGUGCGAAGCUCAAUGCGGCAAAGGAUGCAAGGAAUACAUAUACGACACGAAGCAGGCAUUUUGGAGAACUCAUGAUCCAGACAUUGAGGGUGAAUAUUACAUCCGGGUAAAGUUCCUGAUGACGUCACGGUCCGUCGAUGUGAUGCAGAUCAUUCCUUUGUUACAGGGGACACAAAUUCUGGGCAUCAUUGGUGGCUACCUGGGUCUAUGGCUUGGACUGUCCAUCUAUAUAAUCGUUCACGGAGCUCUGCAACGAGUAUUUCUACCAUUGAAAAUGAAGCUGAAGAGUGCUUUCGACAGAGCCAGUCUCAUGUGCGUCCUUCGCAUGCUGCACACGAGCGCAUACGUGGCUUGUCAGCUGGCAUGCCUGUACUCCGUGUUUUUGGACUACCGAAACUACCACACCUUUGAAACUACCGUAGUCUUGCAGCAGGACUCGCUGAAGACUACGCACUUUCCUGCAGUGACGGUCUGCAACAAGGAAGCGAUCAACCUCACAAAAAUUUGCUGGGAGCAAAAUGGGAAAAGCUGCACCACGUUGGACACGUCCUACUUUCAAGAAGCGAUUCUGAACAACCAGCUUUACCUGCUAAAGGACAUCAUCAGCUACUCUUAUCCCGUCGAAGAGCUCGUGCUUCAGUGUUACAUGAAGACGUACGGCGAGACUUGCGAAAGCUUCGACUGCCAUCACAUGUGGAAGAUACAGUACUCGUACUACAAGACCGGCGUGUGUUAUUCAUUCGACCCGUCCCGGUCGCCCAUCUACCGCGGGUGCAACGAGCCGUGGAAAUACAAGGUAACCUUUCGACUGUCUACCAGCAUCGAGAGCCCCACAGUGCCAGAGGAGACGCUCAUCUCGGCAAUAAUCCACGAGCAGAGGCUGUUCACGGGAGGGGUCAGCACAUCCGUCAUGUUCAGACCUGGCAAAACUUACAUCUUGUCGGCGCUACAGACCGACAUCAUUUCUUUGGAGGCUCCGUACGAGACCAAAUGCACAGACUACGUGCGGAUGACGCAAGAGUUCAACUACACCGCGGACAACAUCCAGGCAGAGGAAUGCAGCGAACGGUGCUUGGCGGAUCUCUGGAAGUCGCACUGCGACUGUUACCCGAAGCUGUAUUCAAUGAGGCACAUUCUCAAGGGGUUUCUCUGCGAGUAUUUAACCCAACUGAAAUGUAACGACUACAUGAAGACUAAGAACUGGGUGCCCAACUGUCAGAAUCAAUGCACGCGCCCCUGCAGGGAAGCACGGUACAGCUCGUUCAGCUUCCAAACCGGAAAUGUCAAAGAGUACGCGAAAUAUCCGAAAAGAGAAAUGGAAGUAAGUGUUGUGCUCGGAACAACCAGAACAAAGAUCGUCCAGACGUUUCCCAGAAUGCUGGGUUCUGACCUGAUCACCUACUUGUCGGGUCACGUGAGCAUGUGGCUGGGCGUUGCUCUUCUGCAAGUGGCGGACCUCCUGUGUGCAGCCUAUGCGAAGUACCAGGCCGGGAAAAUGUGGUUCUAUCGACGUCAGACUUACUGGAAAAAUCGAGGUGUCGUUCAAAUCCCGUUCUUUGAAUGGAUAAAGUACACGGCUAUGCAGUAUUACCUGCCCACGCACGUCGUCUGGGACGAAAUCUUCAAGAAAUAUGGUCCAGUUGUUGGCACCUUCACGGCGGACACUCCAACGCUAAUGGUAGCUGAACCUGAAAUGCUCAAAGCCAUCAUGGUCAAAGAUUUUGCUUCUUUUCCAAACACACAGUUCAUUCAACGCACGGGCGAUCCUGUUCUGGACAAUACACUGGUGGCCCUUCUCGAUGACGACUGGAGAGCAGCGAGGGCGACGGUAGCGCCAACCUUUAGUACAGGAAAGAUGAAGCAGAUGAUACCUGUUAUCAGUGAGUGCACGGCCAAGACAGUGGACCACCUUCUCAGUGCCGCAAGAACGGGGAAGCCGUACGAUAUAAAACAGAUAUUUUCUGCCUUCACUCUGGACGUGAUCGCUCGGACGAACUACCGUGUCAAGGUGGACUCGUACGAUGACGUCAACGACCCCUUUGUGCGUCACGCAAGCUGCUUCUUCGGCAAGCAGUUUAAGUGGAGAGCUUUCUUAUGCUUCCAGUUCCCACGACUGAGCCGGCUACUUGGACUUCGCGUUUUCACCCCCAAGGCAAUCGCUUUCUUCUAUGAUCUCAUGUUGAACGUCCUCCAGCGCCGAACCAGCAUUCCGGGAAAAGAAACGGAGAGGCCAGAUUUCAUCACUCUCCUCAUGAAUGCUCAGACAGCGGAGAACGAGAGUUCAUCCAACGCCGUCGGACAAAGGAAAAAAUCCCUGUCGAAAGAGAAGAUUCUCGCGCAAGCCGUGCUCUUCUUUGUCGCCGGCUUCGACACUAGUUCCAACGCCCUUGCCAUGACACUUUACUACCUAGCUCAUAACCAGGACAUCCAGAAGCGCCUUGCGGACGAAGUUUUGAAUACGCUUCGCCAAUACAAGGAGGUUCCGUAUGAGGUACUCAUGAACCUGAAGUACCUCGACGCAGUUGUGCAAGAAACGCUUCGUAUCAAUGCUCCCAUUGUGCUGACCUAUCGAACGUGUGCCAGGACGACCACAGUGUGUGGGAUACCGGUUGAAAAAGGAUCCUUUAUCAGGAUCCCGAUCUACUCGUUGCACCGCGACGAGCGGUACUUUCCCGAUCCGGAGGUAUUCAACCCUGAAAGGUUCUUGGGAGAAAAUCGCCAACACAUUGUACCUUUUAGUUUCAUUCCCUUCGGCGAAGGACCGCGCCAGUGCAUAGGCAUGAAGUUCGCCUGGCUCGAGUACAAAAUGUGCCUCUUCGACGUCAUCGCUCGUGUGGCUGUCGAUGUCUGCCCGGAGACGAAGGUUCCUCCGACGUGCCACGCCAGCAUCCUAGUCAUGGUUCCAGACAACAUGGUGUUGAAAGUAACUGCGAGAGAAGCUCUGCAGGGAUGA
This is a messenger RNA of Ornithodoros turicata, 3761 nucleotides long. RefSeq lists its product as uncharacterized. NCBI's taxonomy places the organism in Eukaryota, Metazoa, Arthropoda, Arachnida, Ixodida, Argasidae. Gene Ontology annotation, biological process: sodium ion transport. The transcript has 35 exons. Bases 39 to 3761 code for a protein of 1240 amino acids. Gene Ontology annotation, cellular component: membrane. Gene Ontology annotation, molecular function: heme binding; oxidoreductase activity, acting on paired donors, with incorporation or reduction of molecular oxygen; steroid hydroxylase activity. The record is from RefSeq and is a predicted model, not a curated record.